This is a messenger RNA of Neomonachus schauinslandi (Hawaiian monk seal), 957 nucleotides long. RefSeq names its product zinc finger protein 2 homolog. The transcript is spliced from 2 exons. Lineage: Eukaryota; Metazoa; Chordata; Mammalia; Carnivora; Phocidae. The coding region runs from base 1 to 957 and encodes 318 amino acids. The record is from RefSeq and is a predicted model, not a curated record.
AUGUGCAGGGAGUGCGGGGAGGCCUUUGCGCAGCGGGCCCAGCUGGCGCAGCAGCAGCGCGCGCACGCCCUGGACAAGCCCUUCGCGUGCGGCGAGUGCGGCAAGCGCUUCACCAAGCGCUCGUCCCUGCUCGGGCACCAGCGGGCCCCCACGGGCGCCAGGCCCCACCAGUGCCGCGUGUGCGGGAAGGCCUUCCGCAAGAAAUCCGACCCGCUCAACCACCACCGCACACACACGGGCGAGCGGCCUUUCAAGUGCUGCGAGUGCGGCAAGGCGAUCGCGCAGAGCAUGACGCCGGUGGAGCACCAGAAGAUGCACACGGGCGAAAAGGCGUACCCGCGCCCGCAGUGCGGGAAGCGCUUCACCAAGUCGUCCGCGCUCAUCCUGCGCGAGAGGAUCCACACCCGCGCGAGGCCCUUCCGCUGCGCCGACUGCGGCAAGGCCUUCAACCAGAACGUGCAGCUCGUGGUGCACCGGCGAGAGGCCGUUCCGGAGUGCGGCAAGGCCUUCAGCCAGAAGGCGCACCUCUCCAUCCACCUGAGGAUCCGCACCGGCGGGAAGCCCUACCGCUGCGGCGAGUGCGGGCGCAGCUCCCGGAAGAGGUCCUUCCUGUUCCAGCACCAGGCCAUCCACAGCGACGAGAGGCCCUUCCGGUGCGGCGUGUGCGGCAGGGCCUUCGUGCGCAAGUCCACCCUGGUCCGGCACGGCAGGAUCCACACGGGAGAGAAGCCCUAUCGGCGCGCGCAGUGCGGGAAGGCCUUCCGGCACCAGCCCACGCUGACGGCGCACCGCAGAAUUCACACCCGGGAGAAGCCCUACGAGUGCCAGGCGUGCGGCAAGGCCUUCAGGCGCAUCGGGAAUCUCACCUGCCACCAGAAGACCCACCUGGCCGGGGAGGUGGCCCCACGCCGGCCCAGCUCAGGGAGCAGGCCUUCCUCCCAGCUAACCAACCACUGA